This is a messenger RNA of Perca flavescens (yellow perch), 1073 nucleotides long. It is a transcript of the gene taf10, whose product is annotated as TAF10 RNA polymerase II, TATA box binding protein (TBP)-associated factor. The record is from RefSeq and is a predicted model, not a curated record. Gene Ontology annotation, molecular function: RNA polymerase II general transcription initiation factor activity; promoter-specific chromatin binding. Gene Ontology annotation, cellular component: nucleus; SAGA complex; transcription factor TFIID complex. Gene Ontology annotation, biological process: transcription initiation at RNA polymerase II promoter. Lineage: Eukaryota; Metazoa; Chordata; Actinopteri; Perciformes; Percidae. The transcript is spliced from 5 exons. Bases 293 to 853 code for a protein of 186 amino acids.
UCCGAGCCACACGUACAUGGGUCACAUGACGCGAUUAUAUAUCAGUCUGCAGCGCAGCGUGAGGUUAGCUUUCUGCUGCCAGGUAGCUACAAACGUUUCUGAUGCUAGCUAGCGCCUGAUUCUGUGGUUUAAAUAUCCUCAAAGUUACAAAAAUAGCUGUACUUCAAAACACAGUGUUUUGCAGAGAACUAGUCUUGGAGCUGUUUCGCACGGGAUCGUGCUUUUGGGCAUAUUUUGACUUUUCUUUUUUCUGUCCUAGCUAGCCAAGGUUAGCGCGUUAGCUAACGUUAACAUGAAUAUUGACAACGUUAAUCAGUCUGUCACAACUGGAGUGUCAUCAACGACGUCUUCAACUUCAAGUAAUUGUAUCGCAAAUGAUAAUACAACAACCAACGUCAGCAGCAUCCCUUCGGUCACGAGUAAUGCUUCAGCCUCAGCGGCCAUGGUGACACCAUCAGCAGACUCGUCUGUCUCCAACGGUGUCUAUGUUCCUGGUGGCAUCACCAAUGGAGAUGUAAAGCCUGCCCUCUCCACCAUGCCACUGGCAGAUUUUCUUAUGCAGCUGGAAGAGUACACUCCCACGAUUCCUGAUGCAGUGACAGGCUAUUACCUCAACCGGGCUGGCUUUGAGGCUUCUGAUCCAAGAAUCAUUCGUCUGAUUUCCCUUGCUUCUCAGAAGUUUAUCUCAGACAUUGCCAAUGAUGCGCUGCAGUACUGUAAAAUGAAGGGCACUGCCUCAGGAAGCUCAAGAAGUAAGACAAAGGAUAAGAAGUACACUCUGACAAUGGAGGACCUGACUCCUGCCCUCACUGAAUAUGGCGUCAAUGUGAAGAAACCAUAUUACUUUACAUAAACAUUUCUUUCUUUAAGGCUUUUUGCUUUUGCUAGUUUUAUCUCUCUGCUGACCCACUAGAGUCUGUCAACACAUUUUUUUUUAUCACGGUUCUUUAGUACAGCUUUGACAAAUCUUUCUAGUCACUUUUGUCUUUUGUUUUUGUUGAGCCACCUUUUGAUUUAUGUUAAAUUCUUUAAUUAAGUUUUAUUGUGAAAAUAAAACCCUUUCCAAACCUUGA